AUGUCGACCCUAGAAGACCACUACCCCAUCGACUGCCCUUUCUGCAAAAUCGCCGCCGCCUACCCAUCCCCCACAUCAUCAUCAUCCCCGACCACCUCCCCAAUCCCAAGUAACCCCGAUCCAGAAAAAGUAGACCCGCAAUGCCAUCUCCUGCUCUCCACCCCCCACGUCCUCGCUUUCCUGGAUAUCCUUCCCAUAGCGCCGGGACAUAUCCUGUUGGUUACUCGGAGGCAUUAUCGGACGCUGGCGGACUUGUAUGGGGGGAGGAAGAAGAAGGAUGGGAAUCGUGAGGGAGGUGAGAAUGUGGUUCGGGAUGGGGACGUGGAUGGGGAUGAUAGGGACGGGGAAGAUAGGGAAAGGGAAAAUAGGGAAAGGAAUAGAGAGAUGAAAGAAGAUGCCCAGGCCUUGGGCGAAUGGAUGCCCAUACUCUCUCGAGCUCUUUGCAGUGUGACUGGGAUUGAAGACUGGAACCUCGUGCAGAACAAUGGGGAGCGAGCGGCACAGGUGGUACCGCAUGUGCAUUUCCAUUUUAUUCCGCGGUAUCAGGAGGGACGGCGGGACUUGGGAGUCCGUGGGGAUGGCAAAGGUGCUGGUGGGAUUAAUGGGGGGGUAAAUGGGAGGCUGGGGAAGUUGGAUAUGGGAAUGUUGAAGAGCUGGAGGAUGUUUGGAAGGGGGACGAGGGAGGAGUUGGAUGAUGAGGAGGGGGUUGUGCUUGCGAGGAGUUUGAGGGGGGCGUUGAGGAGGGAGUUGGGUUUGCGGGAUGAUGGAGAGGAAGGAGGGGUGGAGGAGGGGAAGGGUGGGGAUGUGAAGGCGAAGGCGAAGGCGAAGCUAUUCGCCACAACGUCUCAGCAGGCAGAUGGUGCUUCGCGAUUCAGGUCUUAUCAGACGGGGCGUCUCAUCUGCCUUAUAACAUGCUUCCUUGACACCAUGAGCAUGAUACGCGCACGCCCCACGAGCUUGACCCUCGAAGUGCCCGAUCUUCUGCAGCAUGAGUGCCUUGGUCAGCAUCCCGAGGUCCUCUGCAUCGUCCUCCAAGAAGCUGACAAUUUCUUCCAAGACUUCGAUUUCCUCCUUGGUGAUCAUGCGACCGCCGACUGCAGUGUCACCGGUGGUUCUGACGGUAUUGCUAUACCAUUGGACAAACAGAUUGAUCAGGCAGGAUCUGCCUCUGCGGCUAUGCUCGAAGAAGCGGCGGAGGUUGAUGAAGGCUUGCAGGACCUGCACGAAAGAUUGCGACUUCCAGUAUUCGGCUAG
Messenger RNA from Recurvomyces mirabilis, 1254 nucleotides. RefSeq lists its product as uncharacterized. Gene Ontology annotation, molecular function: catalytic activity. The record is from RefSeq and is a predicted model, not a curated record. The coding region runs from base 1 to 1254 and encodes 417 amino acids. The transcript is spliced from 2 exons. Gene Ontology annotation, biological process: nucleotide metabolic process. NCBI's taxonomy places the organism in Eukaryota, Fungi, Ascomycota, Dothideomycetes, Mycosphaerellales, Teratosphaeriaceae.